Fusarium poae is the source of this 1833-nucleotide messenger RNA. RefSeq names its product Restriction of telomere capping protein 5 (gene RTC5). The transcript has 2 exons. NCBI's taxonomy places the organism in Eukaryota, Fungi, Ascomycota, Sordariomycetes, Hypocreales, Nectriaceae. The record is from RefSeq and is a predicted model, not a curated record. The coding region runs from base 1 to 1833 and encodes 610 amino acids.
AUGGGUCAGAGUCUGUCGGAUGAGCAUCCGCAACGGCGGUCGCAUGAAGAGUUAACCAACCAACUUGCGGAGAAGUUCAAGAAGAAAUGCUUCACUUCUCUCGAAUUGUACUCACUUAGAGAUGUCUUCAAAAGCCUUGCAGAUCAACAAGACUCUAUCAGAUAUCUCAAGGAGGAUACCAUUGCCCGAUACCUCGAGAUACCAGACAUUCUCGGCGCCUCACCCGUCAUAUUUCAGAUGGUAUCUUACAUCGGCGCAUUUCCCUUUCUACAAGAGGCACCAGUAGUUCUGGAACUUCAACGGAUGAUCAUGGUCGUCGUUAUCAUGACUGAGCGUUAUCGAACUGUGUUGGCGCGUGGUUCAGCUGACAGAACCAAGCUGCUCUUCAAAAGCUUAGCUGUAUUUGACCGCAAGAUCUCAGAAGCAGGACCUCGACCGGAUACCAAAAAUCUUGAAUCUCCCAAGCCAAAGGACGGCCAAGAAGAGCCAAAGUCCCACGCUGCUGGCUUUGCCGUGGAUGCAGCUUGCGAGGAUGAAGAAGAAGAAGACGACGAAGAUGAUGAUCUUAUUCUAACCGCCUUUGAAUUGCUGGAUGUCAAGGACGCUGUGGAUCAGGGUCAUGCGCCAAUUUUUCAUGGUGCAACAAUCCCAACAGACAACUUUCGGAAGCUCGUGAUGCUCCUCUUGCUGGCGGCACCAUUAGAUCCUCAAGAGAGCCUGUCCAUGUACUCAAGUCGCAUAGUCGGCGAAGAACUCGAAGAUCUCCGUGGAGCUGCCGAGUGUAUUCUUGCCUCCUUCGUCAACGCCGAAACAUCAACCGGCAUCAAGUACCAUCAUUUCAGAACUAUCAUACCUGUGAUAUGCCCUAAUCUCUUCCGUGGAUUCAAUGGCCUGUUUGAGCGUUUUCUCUUCUCCCAGAACCUAGACUUUUCCAAGCAUCAGAAUGAUACCCCUGCGACAACGUCACCACCAAAAACAGCACAACCUCUGCUGACCAACCCGGGCGAUAUCCUAAAUCAAAAUACUCUCUCUCAGAUCUCAUUAUUCCUCCCCGGCGCGGAUCUUUUCAGACGAGUCAGGUUACUGUACUCGGGAAAUGAUGCAGGAUUCUCUAUGGGAAGUUUUCAGACAAAGGUGUUCAACUGGCAAGCUCCCACACUGCUGCUGGUGAGUGGGACAAGGCUAGGCGACGAACCAGAGGGUGGUCAAGAGACAAGCUUUGCAGCUUCCCUGCCCCCAAAGCGAUUCCCGCACGGUAGCAAGUCUGAUCGACUCACGUUUGGUGUUUAUGUCCGAGAACAUUGGAAGCAUACUCACCGAGAAUGCUUCGGUGACUCUGAAACAACCCUCUUCCAGCUUGAACCCAUUCAUGACGUCUUUCCAGCUUCGACCAUCAACAAAGACUAUGUCACUUUUACGAAAGCUCCAGCACACCAUCCUAUGCUGUCAUUUGGGUGUCCCCACCCCCAUCCUUCUCAAGCUCACAGAAAGCCCGACAUGUUACGCCUUGGUCCCGUAUCGUUACUACUUGACGAUUCGUUCGAAUUUGCAGUUUUUAACCAUGAUUAUACUUCUCGAGGCGGCGCAUUCCAUUCAAGCGUAGUAAGGAAGCACGAUUUCCAAGAUCGUUUUCAGAUUGAAAGCCUCGAGGUAUGGGGUUGUGGUGGUGACAAAGAAGCACAGGCGCAAGCCGAGAAAUGGGCCUGGGAGGAACGUGAAGCAGAAGCACGUCGCAAAGUCAACUUAGGCACCGGAGACAUAGAGGCUGAUCGGGCAUUGCUAGAGAUGGCUGGGUUAAUCGGGGGAAACAGAAGCGGUGGUUCAAUGACAUAA